AUGAGUACUACUUGCGUCGUCUGCAACACCCCGACCAAUACACGAUGUGCAAGAUGCAAGAGCGUCUAUUAUUGCAGUAAGGCGCACAUAGCGCAGGACUGGCCCGUUCACAAAGUAUUCUGCAAGCGAAUCAGCGAAGCUGGAACAAACCCCUUCGACGCUAUUCUGUUUGGCGUUAAUGAAAGGCUCAUCAAACUUCCUUGGACGUGGGGUCCCCUUGAAGAGGGGGUAGGAAGAAGCUGGCAGAAUCUGGACGACGGGCCAUGGUUUAAGGGCAGAGAUAGCUUUAUCCGCACGCUAUAUGUUCAGAAGUUUGGGGCUAAUGGACCAUCCCUUGGUCGCACUCUUGCAAUCCUAUAUGACGAUAACUUUUUGGUCAACGGCUCCUCGAUCAAUCGGUGUAUUCAGAGUGUUGUUCGAGGCGACUCUGUACACCCUUGGGCGGGGAACAUUCUGGCUCUUAGGGCGCAGGGAAUGCCCUCAGAUUGGUAUAACAAUGCAGUUAUGGAGGAGGAUUUAGCCCCGCUGAUACGAUAUUUUGAGGAUUAUGGAAAAUAG
Desarmillaria tabescens is the source of this 558-nucleotide messenger RNA. RefSeq lists its product as uncharacterized. The record is from RefSeq and is a predicted model, not a curated record. Lineage: Eukaryota; Fungi; Basidiomycota; Agaricomycetes; Agaricales; Physalacriaceae. The transcript has 2 exons. Bases 1 to 558 code for a protein of 185 amino acids.